AUGGCUAUACAAGGUUGCUCCUUUUCACCCCAUUUCAUAUUUCACCAAUCUGCUCCCCUCAGAAAGCCUCUUUCUGGAAUGGUGAUGCUUAGAAAAACUGGGCUUCCUGUCAAGAAAACAACCAGAUUUCAGAUCACAUGCUGCAUAAAAGACCUGGUUUUUGAAGAUCAUUCAGCAGGUAUAAUUUGCUAUAAAAAUGACAGAGGAGAGAUUAUAUGUGAAGGUUUCGAUGAGGGUCCUCGUCUACAACCACAGUAUCCUUCAACACUCUUACCUUCAAGGGAUGACGCCGAGAUCCAUGACAGUCUUCAGCAAAGAUUGCUGCAGAUUUUGGAUGGAGAAACUGCAAACUCUAACGCCUUGUUAGGGAACAAGUCUUGUAAUGGAUUCAAUACGUUGCAUUGA
Messenger RNA from Spinacia oleracea (spinach), 405 nucleotides. RefSeq lists its product as uncharacterized. The coding region runs from base 1 to 405 and encodes 134 amino acids. The transcript has 3 exons. The record is from RefSeq and is a predicted model, not a curated record. Lineage: Eukaryota; Viridiplantae; Streptophyta; Magnoliopsida; Caryophyllales; Amaranthaceae.